UUGUGGUGUGGUGGUGUCAUGGUGGUGUGGUUGAUCAUAGACUAGAAUAUUAUUGGUUGAUGAGCCAAUAUGAAAUCAAAACAAACUUAACAAACAAUGAGAAACCUAUACAAAGCUCAACGAGCCUACCUCAUCACCUCCAUCAAACCCACGCUCACCAGGAGAUGGAAGCCCUUGCUCCUCCUCGCGCUGACAGCGACCGCACUGGCCGUGCAUCGGCUCCUCGACAGACACAGCCACCUCGACGCGCUGGAGCAGCAGCUGCUGGCGGACGAGUCUCGCGUGGACCACCAGCUCAUAGGCGGCCUGGUGCGCAAGCGCUUCACCAGCAGUCUGAUGAAGCGCGACGUGGCGAGGAGUUUGAUCCACCAGAGCGAAAUGAGUGACGUCAUUCCGUUUAAUAGGACUUUUACAGACGUGCGCCACCCGGCCUGCCUGCCGCUCCGGUACGACGCGAGCCUGCCCUCCGCCUCCGUGGUGGUGAUCUUCCACAACGAGCAGCGGUCCACGCUGCUGCGCACGGUGUGGAACGCGCUGGGGGCCUGCCGCCGCGACCAGCCCUGGUUUGGGCUGGUGCGGCCGGGGAGCGGGGAGUUGGGCUACCCAGGCCAAGACCCGUCAGACCCGUACCUGUACGUGAAGGAGGUCCUGCUGGUGGACGACAACUCCACGCUGGCGGAGCUGGGCGCGCCGCUGCAGCGCUACGUCGACACGCGCCUGCCGCGCCGGGUCAGGCUCAUCCGGCUACCAGAGCGCAUGGGCCUGGCGACAGCGCGCUCUGUAGGCGCAGCACAGGCCACGGGCUCGGUCCUGGUGUUUCUGGACGCGCACUGCGAGGGGCAGCACGACUGGCUGCGGCCGCUGCUGCAGCUCGUGAAGGAUGAUAGAACAGCGGUCGCCGUGCCCAAGAUAGACACACUGGACUGGGACUUGAACUACUCUAUUGGGGAUGGUGAUCAGCUUGGUGGUUUCGACUUUGAAGGCAACUUUAUAUGGUUUCUGCCUGUUGGAAACAUGCGCCGUGAAAACAGAGAUGAAAUGCCAAAAGGGUAUUGA
This is a messenger RNA of Plutella xylostella (diamondback moth), 1056 nucleotides long. The record is from RefSeq and is a predicted model, not a curated record. Lineage: Eukaryota; Metazoa; Arthropoda; Insecta; Lepidoptera; Plutellidae.